Molecule: messenger RNA, 1016 nt
Organism: Aspergillus uvarum CBS 121591
Lineage: Eukaryota; Fungi; Ascomycota; Eurotiomycetes; Eurotiales; Aspergillaceae
Product: alpha/beta fold hydrolase
Exons: 1
Coding region: 46-921 (291 amino acids)
Source: RefSeq, a predicted model, not a curated record
CUGCCUGCACCGCUGGAGUCCAUUGACUUUCCCAUCGCUCUCACAAUGCAGCCUCGAGUGUCCUCUGAGGUACAAUGCUCCCACUUGGACGUCUUCGAUGCCCAGUUGUACCAUGAAGUACGUGGCCAGGGCCCCCUUUUCCUGAUCAUAGCCGGGGGCAACGGCACCGCAGCCUUCUUCGCAUCUUUCGCGUCCCUCCUGUCAUCCCACUUUCAAGUAGUGACUUACGACCGACGAGGAUUUUGGCGGAGUCCGAUCAGAGAUGCGACCAACCUCGACGCAUCCAGAUUGUUAAGGGCUAACGUCGCGGAUGCUGCUGCCCUGAUUCAACACCUCUCACCCAGCGCGCCAUCGAUUGUUUUCGGAUCCUCGUGGGCAGCCAACAUUGCCAUGAAUCUACUCAGAACCCAUCCGCAGCUGGUUCGGAAGGUCAUCGUUCACGAGCCCGUCCUGGGGAACCUGUUCACGCCGAAGAUGCUACAAGGAUUCAGUGAGGAUAUCGACCGAAUCAUUGCUGCGUUCCGCCAGCGUGGAGUGCCGGCGGCCAACGCGAUCCUGACUGCCAUCACGAGCAGUAAACGCGAUCGAGAGCUGUUCGUGGGCUCGCCGGUGUUCAAACAGCUGAUGUCGAUCCCCCCCAGCAACCAGGACUGGUACUUUGGGGUCGAGAUGGUUGAAUGGCGGCAGUUCACCACUUUCGAGCCGGAGGGUCUCCUGGACCAUCGGGGCAAGCUGCUGCUCAUGCGCGGGGUGGAAGAAUCCCCGGAUUUGACCGCACAGCCGAUCUGCGUCUUGUCCGACCGACUGAACCUGCCCGUGGUGGACAUGCCUGGGGGCCAUUUGGGGUAUAUUACCCAUCAGCAGGAGUUUAUUGAUAGCGUGGGGAGAUUACUGUCGCAUCACGAGCGGGCUCGGUUGUAAUCCAUGGGUCUGAAAGAGUUUCCUCCAGUUUCACCGCGUCAUUGUCGCCACUGCCCUGCCACCAGAUAAAAUCGACCCUGACCCCUCUCCACCCA